This is a messenger RNA of Fomitopsis serialis, 925 nucleotides long. RefSeq lists its product as uncharacterized. The transcript is spliced from 8 exons. Lineage: Eukaryota; Fungi; Basidiomycota; Agaricomycetes; Polyporales; Fomitopsidaceae. The record is from RefSeq and is a predicted model, not a curated record. Gene Ontology annotation, cellular component: nucleus. Bases 178 to 831 code for a protein of 217 amino acids. Gene Ontology annotation, molecular function: nucleic acid binding; exonuclease activity.
GACGUCUAUUGAGACUGCGUGAUGGCGUGGGCCCAUUUGACACUCGGUGGCCGGCGUAUCGCAUUUGCACCGAGUUUGGACAACGGAAGGCUGGCCGCUCUAGUCCCCUCAAGCUGCAAAUUUUAAGCCCCCAUCCAUUGCUGUUUGUUUGACCAGCCCCGACUCUCUGCGUAUGGCAUGGACAGCCAUCUGCCGGGGCCUCAUCGAGCGGCACCGAUACAAGCAAGAACACAGACACGAGGUCGCCUUGCGAAGGUUCACCCUCCGGGGAAGUAUGUCGCUGUCGAUGCUCAGCUUGUAUACUACGGCAUUGUUUCAAGACUCCCCAUGGUCGCGCGUGUCAGCGUCGUGGAUUACCGCGGAAACAUUCUUCUAGAUUCACUUGUUCGACCUACACAACCUGUCAGUGACUACAGGACAGCUGAGACAGGGCUCCAACAGGCUGCACUCGCAUCAGCACCGACAUUCAUCGAGGUGCAAAGACAGGUCGCCAUGCUGAUCCGGGACAAAAUUAUCAUAGGCUACGCUCUAUGGCAAACCCUUUCGGUAUUGGGUUUGUCUCAUUCCACAAUAGAUACGCGAGAUAUUGCCCUCUUUAUGCCCUUCCGCCGCAGCCUCAGAUCAAGACCGAAUGCCAUGCUCCCGUUGAUGACGCUCGUGCACCGAUUCAUGGGGAGACACAUCAGUUUACAUGGGGAGAUCCCGGUUGAGAACGCAAGGGCCACGCUGGACCUCUUUCGCUCAUGCGAACACAUAUGGGAGGAGAUCAUAGAGACAGGAGCAUGGCCCUGCGCCCUCCCUCCGGUUGCCUUCGCGAGUGCCUUCACAUAGACUAUCAUGGCUAAUGUUUGGACCGCGAUGUGAUACUGCGCACUGGGCCACCAGCCUAGAUAAACAAAGCUGAGUGACAAUAAUAGAACGCUGC